AUGCUUUCAUAUAUAUUCAACAAAAAUUAAUUUUAUUUUAAGACAAAUUAACUUAAUCCAUAAAUAUUUUAUAUUCAAUAGCUAUUUCCAGUUUCUAAUUCGUUUCAUUAAUUUUAAGCUUCUUUGAAAAUCGGAGAUUUCGUAGAUGCAAUUAAAACGGAAAAUAUUUAUUAUAAAAAUAGCUGGAGUAGGGCAAAAAUAAUUAAAUGUAAUGAAGAAUAUAUAUAACUUUAAUUCUUAAAUACUUCGAUUGAUUAUAAUAAAUAAGUUUGGAGAUAUGGAUUUGAAAUUAGGCCGUUUAAAUCUAUGUGCCCAGAUGAUGAUUGGGAUUGGAGAUUUUAAAUUAAUAAAGGAGAUUUAGUUGAUUGUUGUGAUAAUUCUCAUGUUUGGUAUAAAUGUACUGUUUUUGAUUUGAAAAAUGAUGGAGAUGAAUUAUUUAUUUUUAUAGGGUAUAGAUAUUAUGAUGAGAAUGGAGUUAAAACAGAUUAGAAAGGAAGAUUUUUCGGUUGGUAGGCUUAAUAUGAUGAAUGGAUGGAUGUAACUAAUCCUCGUUUGUAAAAAUUAGGCACUCAAGCUAAAAAAGUAUACACGAAAGCUUCCACAAAUAAUAAUUAAGAAGAAAUGAUUGACGAUUUUUCAGAUCGGGUAUAGAUUUGUGAAAAUUUAGAAGAGGAAAUAUUUGCUGUUCCUCGGAGAAAUUAUUGCACGUCAUUUUUUUUAAUAAGUGCUGUAAAUAAGUUCGGGAAAAAAGGCGGAUUUAAAUUAAUAAAAGAAAAAAUUGCAAAUUUCAAUGAAAAUGAAUGGUGUUAAAUUGAUUUUUUAGCUUCCUAUAUGAAUAUGUUUGAUUAAAUUUAGGGUAUUUUUCAUUGUAAUUUUGCAAAGAAAUACUCUAAUGAAUUAAUUUAUGCAGUCUAAAAAAAUGUCCUGGAAAGUCCUGCAAGUAAUUUAAGAAAUUUCACAAAGGAAAAAAUCGAUUUGGUUAAUAGAGGUUUAGAUGGUUAAGGAUGA
This is a messenger RNA of Ichthyophthirius multifiliis, 1008 nucleotides long. RefSeq names its product ubiquitin carboxyl-terminal hydrolase family protein, putative. The transcript is spliced from 3 exons. The record is from RefSeq and is a predicted model, not a curated record. NCBI's taxonomy places the organism in Eukaryota, Ciliophora, Oligohymenophorea, Hymenostomatida.